Darwinula stevensoni is the source of this 521-nucleotide messenger RNA. The record is from the annotation of a GenBank genome assembly. NCBI's taxonomy places the organism in Eukaryota, Metazoa, Arthropoda, Ostracoda, Podocopida, Darwinulidae.
CGCGGCCGCAGAGUGGAUGGCAUCCGUAAGGGACGAGGCAUAUUGGGAUUGUUUCUUUCUAUCACUCUCCGAUCCAGAGGAGACCGACCAUUUCGUCGCGUUUGAAGAAAAUGACUCUGACGCCCAGUUCCCGCUCGAGCCUGAAGGUCUUCUUAGGACUCUCAGGAAAUGCAUCAGUAAUCGUUUCUCAUCGGGAAAUCAUUACUUGUACCCAGCCUUGUACAAAAUACCAGCAUCAUCCGACCCGGUCCUGUUGCUAUGCAUUCAACAGGACGCCGACAGAGGGAACGCGCCAAACCCAAUCGGGAGUCAGGGACGCAUCCCCGAUGGCCUCCACUCCAAAGGUACAGGAAGACCUUCAGAAUAUGUCCUAGGAAAGAAAAACGGAUACGAUUUGUACGAACUGAAGAAAGAGAUGGUUGUUAAGGAGAAUGGCUUUGGCAUCUAUCAUGUCAUGAAGCCCGAUACCCCCGUCACCAACGUCGGGAAGGUCGUCAUGUUCGUCGGGGUGACCGGGGCAG